AUGCAGUCAACGAAUGAUGCAAAAUGCGAUAAUUUUGCGCACCUGGCGGCGUGUCGCUUGUUCAUGGAUGAUGGCGGUGCUGAUUUAGAGAAUUCGGAAACUCGCUCUGCUCCGGGCGAUCUCCAGAAGCCCUCCUCGUCACGCGAGCAUCAUUUCUCGCGCAGCGGCACCGGUGAGAGCAGGUGGAGAGGGCCGGUUCCAGCAGGAUUCUUGUGUGCUGAUGAGAAAUCACCGCUCUCCAAUGAACAAGGCGGCAGAAGACCUGUUGGUCAUUACAGAAAUUUUAAUAAUGGUUUUGCGUCGGGUCCACCUUGGCCGACAGCACAAAGGCGGGAGAAGCCCUGGUCGUCAGUAUGUGGCUGGCAGAAGCAGCAACAGAUCCAGGCUAUCGAAAACGAAAUUAAUGUUAUGGCAACGGAAUCGUUGGUUGGUCUACGAACUUGGAGGCCGAAAUGGAUGCAGCGAUUCAGUACGAAGAACUGGAUGCUGUUGUGGAUGUGUUGGUUCUGUACGGUUCAAGGAUUACUCGUUAAUGGUUUGGUACCGUCAGCAAUUACUUCAAUUGAACGACGUUUUCAGUUCAGCUCAUCAGCCAUAGGUCGUAUCAUGCAGUUUUAUGAUUUUGGCUACGUGCUUUUGUGCAUACCUGUUUCGUACUUCGGCGGACGUCACUCGAAACCAAUGGUACUUGCAGUUGGUCUACUUCUAAUGGCUUUGGGCAGUUUCAUCUUCACGAUGCCGCAUAAUCUUUCGGAUUCUUAUACGUCAGCAUUUAAUACAAAUGAAUCGACAUUCAGCAAGUGUCACAUAUCACGCCAUCUUUUUGGUAGUUUUUCCAAGUGUUAUGAAAUUUUUCCUUUUAUUACUGCCUUUAUGCGUUGCUAUAAUCUUUUGUGAUG
Molecule: messenger RNA, 899 nt
Organism: Gongylonema pulchrum
Lineage: Eukaryota; Metazoa; Nematoda; Chromadorea; Rhabditida; Gongylonematidae
Source: the annotation of a GenBank genome assembly